AUGUCCAAAGCAACCCGGAUUCCAAUCCGUACCCAAAAGGCCCCUCUCCCACCGCCAUUCCUCUCCCAGGGCAUCGUCGUCGGCGACAUGGUCUUCUGCUCCGGGCAGGUGGGCGUGAACCCUGCUACAGGCAAAAUGGUUGAGGGCUCAAUCCAAGAAAGAACGAAACAAAUCCUCAACAACCUAGGUGCCGUCCUUGAAGCAGGCGGUUCUAGUCUCCAGGAUGCCGUGAAAAUGAACAUAUUCCUUGCUGAUAUGAAUGACUUUGCCGCUGUCAAUGAAAUUUAUGCUGCUUUUUUCGAGGAUCCGUUACCGGCUCGUACAUGCGUUGCGGUCAAGACAUUGCCAAUGGGGACUGAUGUGGAGAUUGAGUGUGUUGGGGUGGUGAGAGGUGUGCCGAGUCGAGGUUCUCGUCUGUGA
Aspergillus niger is the source of this 420-nucleotide messenger RNA. RefSeq lists its product as uncharacterized. NCBI's taxonomy places the organism in Eukaryota, Fungi, Ascomycota, Eurotiomycetes, Eurotiales, Aspergillaceae. The record is from RefSeq and is a predicted model, not a curated record. Gene Ontology annotation, cellular component: cytosol; mitochondrion. Gene Ontology annotation, molecular function: deaminase activity. The coding region runs from base 1 to 420 and encodes 139 amino acids. The transcript has 3 exons.